AUGUGUAUUUGUUUUCCAUUUCUAAUAAUAUUCCUUGGAUAUAAUGUUCAAUGUGAACUUAUUCGUCAAUGUACAUGUAAUGAAAUACAGAAAUGUCGUGAACGAAUGUUAAAUCUUGUAAAACCAUGUGCUGAUCGAUGCCAGCGAUAUGCAUAUAAGGUAAAAGCAGACUAUGAAACGCUCAAAAAUUGUGUUUUACAAAAUGAAGAGAAAAUUUCACGAACAAUCAAUUGUACACAAAAUGUUUUCUAUAAUGCAUGUGCAGCACAAUCAGGAAAUUAUGUUCAAAAAACAUAUUUUGAAUCAUUGGAAAUUGCUGGACUUACUGAAAUCAACCGAAUGCUUGGAAAUUUCGCGCGACCAUUGCAACCAUUAAUAUCAGUUGGACGACGUUUUUUGCGAUGUGCAAGAGAAUGCAUAGAUCGAUCAAGCAAAUAUUGCUAUGAUAAACUUGAAUGUGGUCUUAAUUUACCAGCUAAUUUGGAAAUAAUACAAAAAGCUAAACAAUGUGCUAUAACAAGUGGCUUUGAUAAUGUUGCUGUACAACAGAUGUGCUCAUGUGCAGCAUCUGCUGGUAUUAGAGAUUUACAAAAUGUUUGUCCACGUUUACAAAUUUCAUAA
Molecule: messenger RNA, 621 nt
Organism: Brugia malayi
Lineage: Eukaryota; Metazoa; Nematoda; Chromadorea; Rhabditida; Onchocercidae
Product: P22U, putative
Exons: 6
Coding region: 1-621 (206 amino acids)
Source: RefSeq, a predicted model, not a curated record